AAACCCGGAAGUGACAGAUAAACAGAAACAAACAGCAGCUAGCAGGAGACGCGAACCACAGAUUACGAUAUUCUGAGGUUUUCUAAGAAAACUUGCGUGUUUGGAUUUUGACUUUCAUCAUGUUUUCUUUAACAACCUUGAAACAAAGUGUGUUUUUGGUCGUAUUUUUAUUGUUUGUUACUCCGGGUGAAUUCCAGUUUACGUCUCCAACGCCGCCGCCUACACCUCCCUGUUCCAUCAACAAGAACUGCGACACCUGUGUUCCACAUGCUAAGUGUCUCUGGUGCUUCUCCACCAACAACUGCACCGAGUAUCCCGUCACCUGGUUGCUGCCUCCAGCUUCUGUCUGCCCGCUUGCCCAGGCCCGCUGGGGCUUGUGCUGGUUGAACUUUGAAGCCCUGAUCAUUUCGCUCGCAGUGCUGGGUGGAACCAUCCUCGUCAGCAUCGCCAUCUGUUGCUGCUGCUGCUGCUGCAGGACGCGUUCUUCAAGGCCUGACAGAGACGAGGAGAGGUUUGCCAGGAGAAGAGAGGAGAUCAAACAGCGUUCUGAGCAACGGAAGGUGGAGAGAAAGACACGACACGAUGAAAUCCGCAGGAAGUACGGUCUGAUGGGAGACUCGGACCACCCGUACAGCAAGUUUGAGAACGAGUAGUGCAGCGGCGCUGGAGGAUCCAGAACUGCUGCUGCGUUUUAGCUGCCUUCUCCUGACUCGGACCACAAACACCGACCGAURGUGUCCACAGUCUCACACACCUGACAGCUCUUCAUUUACAACCCCGUCUUUAGCUUGUUCAGCUCACUGUUUUGUGUUGAAUGGUUUUAAACUUUCUGCUCUSUUUCUUGUGUUCUGAAAUGUUAGCAUCAUUUGUUUUAGAUCUGCGACUUUCACAUCAGUCUUUGCACUUUGUAAAUGAAAAAUACACAAUGUUGAUUGAAAAGGAGUGUUCCUACACGUGAAUGAAACCUGUGAAAUGUUUGUUUUUUUCCCCACAGAUUGUUAAAUGGUUGUGUUCUGAUGACAAUUUGUGUMAAUUGUGGCUGAAGGAGAGAUUUAGAGGACUCUUGAUCCUUCUGAGACCAGAGGAGGGACGGGGGGGGGGGGGGGUAUAUUUGUAAAAGGAUGAUGAAGAUGCAUCUGCAGGAAAAAGAUGUUAGAGAGGACAUGGAGACAGUCAGAGUGAGGACAGUGAUGGAGGAGGAAGACUCACUGUGGAGAGACCAGUGUCAACAUCUGAGAGAAGAACCUCAUUCAAGAUGGCUGCCACAUUUAAUUAACAUUAG
This is a messenger RNA of Austrofundulus limnaeus, 1282 nucleotides long. RefSeq names its product pituitary tumor-transforming gene 1 protein-interacting protein. Gene Ontology annotation, cellular component: cytoplasm; nucleus. NCBI's taxonomy places the organism in Eukaryota, Metazoa, Chordata, Actinopteri, Cyprinodontiformes, Rivulidae. The record is from RefSeq and is a predicted model, not a curated record. The coding region runs from base 120 to 653 and encodes 177 amino acids. Gene Ontology annotation, biological process: protein import into nucleus. The transcript has 7 exons.